AUGGUUGAAUUGUUGAACAUAAGCAAGCCUAUUUCGUUUUCCUCUCGUUCCUCCCGUAUCGUCUUUGGUUCUCUCUUUUGUGUUGCUGGCCUCAUCUAUGGAUCGUUUGGAUGGGAGCCUUUCAUGGAUGGCUAUCAUAGCACCACUCCGAGAUUCAAAGAAACCAUCGGAACGGUCAUUGAACCUCACGGCCAAACGUACGACCGCAGAGAUCCCAAUCAUCUCAUCAUGCCAGUGAUUGAAUUUAAAGUGGAAGAAAAACAUUAUGAAAAUUCUUCAUCUCUGGACAAUGACCAUUUAUCAUCAUCAUCAUUGGAUUCAAGAAAACCAACCAUUGCUUACAGAACACUCCGCAACAAGAUUUAUUCCAAUCUCUUCUUCGGAUUGGACAAACGAGAUGUUGAACAAUUGCAUCUCCCUGAAUACAUGCCUCCAGGAACACGAGUCAAAGUAUGGUACGAUCAGAAGGAUCCCACGCACAGUGUGGUAGUUCCUGGAAUGGCAUGGGGAGCCAUGGAAACCAAUGCCUUUGCGUUGGGCUCAUGCAUUACAGGUCUUGUGUUAGGCUCAUGUGCUGAUGAUUUAUCUAAAAUUGAAAAUUUGAAGAAACAUAAAGUCAGAGUUGGAUUGUUGGGAUUCGCGCUGAUCAUGAUGACAGCGAGCAUGAUGAUUCCUUCUAGAUUGAGAAAGUAUGUGUUGCAAGGCACUGAGGAGGAGAGAAGAAAGAGAUGGGUGGAUCCAUAUAUUGUGGUGGAAAAGAAUUAG
Molecule: messenger RNA, 765 nt
Organism: Naegleria fowleri
Lineage: Eukaryota; Heterolobosea; Eutetramitea; Acrasida; Naegleriidae
Exons: 1
Coding region: 1-765 (254 amino acids)
Source: RefSeq, a predicted model, not a curated record